Fusarium musae is the source of this 1953-nucleotide messenger RNA. RefSeq lists its product as uncharacterized. The transcript has 2 exons. Gene Ontology annotation, molecular function: DNA binding; zinc ion binding. Bases 1 to 1953 code for a protein of 650 amino acids. Gene Ontology annotation, biological process: DNA-templated transcription. Gene Ontology annotation, cellular component: nucleus. NCBI's taxonomy places the organism in Eukaryota, Fungi, Ascomycota, Sordariomycetes, Hypocreales, Nectriaceae. The record is from RefSeq and is a predicted model, not a curated record.
AUGGUUGCCAUCAACCUCUUUCAUGAACCAACAUUUACCCAGACUCUACAUUCCAUCACUUCAGAAUCUCAUCUUAUAGCACUAUUGGCUGCUAUAUGCGCAUACUCUGUACGCUUCGUUCCCUUUGAAGCCGACCCGGAACUUGAACAAGAAUUAUCAUGGGGUCACCCCGACCAGAAGUCGCCCACAACAUUCCUCAACCUUUCGUCACAGCAGAUCGACAAGGCUCUGAAUGAGUGCACCGACGAUCCCCCGCCACUUUGCGUUCUGCAAGCCCUGAUCGUUACAACCCAUUGUCAGCUGACUCAGGGUGUUCGAGGGAGAGCAUGGCGUGCGCUGGGAACAUGUGUGAGGUUAGCAUACGAGCUGAAUCUCCACCUGCUGGAUUCGAGGUAUGCUGUUGAGCAGUAUGAUCAUAACACCCCCCGCUGGUGCGAAGAUGAGGAGAAGCGUCGUGCGUGGUGGGCAAUAUGGGAGAUGGAUGUGUUUGCGAGCACUAUCCGUCGCACACCAACUGCCAUCAGCUGGUCCCAGAUGGAGGUGUUACUCCCAGCGCCUGACGCAAAUUGGUACCAGGAUUCCCCUGUUGGGAGCUGCUUCCUCGAGCAGGAGCCAGGCCAGCGGUGGAAAGCUCUCCAAGAGAGUGGCAAUGUUUCCCCAAAGGCUUGGUUUAUUGUCAUCAACUCUCUUAUGAAGGAUGCCCAAGUCAUAUCUUGCCCUAGAGGUGUACCCUCUGUUACAAGACCGGGCCAGAGCUGGCAGCAGACUACAAAGGGUGAAGCAAGGCAAAGGAUUUCUUACCAGGCCGAGAACAGCGAGGAAUCUCGGCAGAAGCUGGAGACUUUGGCGAACUCGGUAUACUGUCUUGUUCGCGUGCUGCCUGAGAACCUUCGUUAUCGCCAACAAUAUCUUUCGUUUAGCCCUCGCUUGCCGGGCCAGGUUGAGUCAUCUCGACAACUGCACUGCUCUAUCUACAAUAUCUACGUCAUGACACAGUUGGCGCGACUUAUGAUACAUCGAUACGAUGUUUUCGGUAGUCAAUCUAAGCCUGCACAGCCACCAGCGAUGAGUGCGCCAUGCAAGCUGGGCUUCUCCUCUUUUCAGGAACAGGAGAACCCUGCCCUCAGAGAGUAUUUCGAGUCAGCGGACAAUGUUCUCUCGAUAGUCAAUAGGAGCUGCGAAGAUCAUAUUCGUCACAUCAAUCCGUUUUUACCCAGCACGAUCUGGCUGGCGGCUGCCGUUCAAAUGGUUCGAAAGCAGUUCGGAGGUCCCUCGACUUAUAACUCGCUUAUCAAGGCUCGCUUUGAUGUUUUGUACCUUACGUACAAGCAAUGCGUCAGCUUCUGGGGAAUACAGACUGCGAUGCAGCAGAAUCUCGAGACCAUUGAGGCACAACUGGAAGACUUCAAUGGCAAGCCUACGAGAAGCUUCGCAGGCACGACGACACAGCCUGCAUGGUCUGGGGUUAGCAAUUCCGCGCAGAGAUGGAUACCACCGUCGUUGGACACGUCCAAUGGACUGAAAAUCGCCUUGCAGUCCUCCGACGGCCAGAAUGUCACUCAUAAAGCACAGUCACAUGAAAUACAAAAGCUUCUUCCAACUGGCAAUGCUGAUAAUAAUGGCAAAAAAGACAUGCAGGCCUCAGAAGCCCUGCCUAAGACUCCGCCUGAAAGUGAUCAUGGGGAGCAAGCCACGCGCAACACAAUGCAGGGGUCUGACAUGUCUCCCAAGAUCAUGGGCGUGACGCAGUCUAUGGAUCCCCUGAACACCACAUUUUGUACUGAUGCGGACGAUUCUAUGACAAGUAUGCCCAUGAUGGACUUUAUGCUCAUGCCACCGCAAGCAGGGGCUGAGAUGCAUGAUAUGGGGGAUAGUACCAUGAUGGAUGUGUGGAAGGAUAUGGAGCUUCCGAGCGAUAUUCGUGACUUGUUAUCUGGCUUCUCGACGUAUUGA